AUGGCCAUGCCUGCUGAGAGGAUCGAUGCCUCCGACUUUGAAGUGAAUGGGCGACUUUCCGACGCCCGCCGAGCAAAGCUGAUGGACUUGAAGAAGAGAGAAGACUUGAAGGAUCAGCUGACUGAGAAGUUCAAGAACCGUUUCGGACAUGGUGCCUGCAAGGAAGCUGACGAGGUGUCUGUGAACUCAGCCAUGAUCCGAAAAGAAGUGGAAAACUUCGCACGGAAGGCGCCAGUCACAAACAGCAAUCUCGAUCGCUUGGAGCGUCGCAUCCAAAGCCGUGCCCAGGGAAGGGCAUUGGAUGAUGCUUCCACCGUCUCCAAGGCUAUCAGUGGUGUGAGCCAGUACACUGGCUUGAGCCAGCGAAGCCGUAGUGCUACCUCUUUGGUUGGGCAACACCUUGUCGCUCCGAGACGGAAGCAUGACUGGUCCAAGCUUGAUGACUAUGCUUCGUACUUGCAUGAGCAGGAUGCGCUUCGUCAAAAAUUGGGCGUCCAAGCGCUGCAAAGGAAGAUGAAGUUGGACUUGGAUGCCCAGGUGCAGGACAAGCUGAAGAGAAGGGACGAGGCAUUGGAGGAGGAGAAGAAGCAUCACGAAAACACGCUGCUUGAGCUUGAACGCUGGAAGCAGCAAGAGAAGGAGCGAGAGGAAGAGAGGCAUCAGCGAAUCCAGAAAGAGAAGGAGGACCGUGAUGAGCAACUCCGGUAUGAACGACUUCUCAAGGACCAGGAAGAGCAACGAAAGAAGGAUGAGGAGGCACAGCUAGUGGAGAAGAUCGUCAAUGAGAUGGAAGCAGACCAGAAGCGAUUCGAGAAGAAGAAAGAGCAGACCAAGCGGGCCAUGCGCAAGGUCUUCGAGCAGAACAAGCUAGAUCAGGUGAAACGAGACGAGGCUGCCAGAGAGGCCAAGGAGAAGGAGGCAGCAACGAUCAAGGAGUUCAAUCGGCUCCUGGAUGAGCAGGAGGAGGCCAAGGCCAAAGAGCUCCACGACCGUAUGGCUCGGCAGGCAGAGCUCAUGAAGAAGCUUCAGGACAAUGUGAACACCAUGAAGCAGGAGUCGGGUGACACCGACGAAGCCCGUGCACGUGCACAGCAGGACGAAGCCGAUCGCCAUUAUUUUGAGGCCGAGUCUAUUAAGCAGCAGCGGCUCAAGCAGAUGAAGCUCGAGAACCAGGCUUACCUUCUGAAGCAGAUGCAUGAGAAAGACGGCCGCAAAGAUGAUGAUAAGUACUUGACCGCAAUCCAGGCCCAGAUCAUGGAUCGCGACACGCAAGAGUUCAAUGCAGUGGAGAAAAAGAAGAUCAUCGAUAGGAAAGAACGCAGCUUGGCAAACCAGAAAGAAAUCAUCAAGCAGAUGGAGUGGAAGGCGGCACAACGUGAGAUUGAAAUGUCUGACACCGAAGUUGCAUUGAACAAGCCUUUGCUCGAGCUUGUGGACCGUACACUCGACCAGCGAGAUGAGAACAUGGAGCUGGUCGCACAGAUCGAAGGCUGA
Symbiodinium sp. CCMP2456 is the source of this 1494-nucleotide messenger RNA. Lineage: Eukaryota; Dinophyceae; Suessiales; Symbiodiniaceae. The record is from the annotation of a GenBank genome assembly.